AUGGGGAAGCUGAAUGUGGUAUUGCUUCGGUACCUAUCAAGAGAUGACUUCAGAGUGCUGACCGCGGUGGAAAUGGGUAUGAAGAACCACGAGAUAGUGCCUGCAAGUUUAAUAGCCUCUAUAGCCAGUCUCAAGCAUGGUGGUUGCAACAAAAUUCUGCGGGAGCUGGUAAAACACAAACUCGUUUCAUAUGAGCGUACAAAGACUGUUCAGGGUUACCGGCUAAUAUACGGAGGUUAUGAUUAUCUGGCACUCAAAACUCUGUCUUCCCGGGAUGUUGUCACUUCAGUUGGAAACCAAAUGGGUGUUGGAAAAGAAUCAGACAUCUAUAUUGUUGCAAAUGAAGAAGAGCAGCAACUUGCAUUAAAACUUCAUCGUCUUGGAAGAACUUCCUUUCGCAAUCUUAAAAAUAAGCGGGAUUAUCACAAACACCGGCACAAGAUGUCAUGGCUCUAUCUGUCACGCCUGGCUGCCAUGAAGGAGUUUGCAUAUAUGAAGGCUUUAUAUGACAGAGGGUUCCCCGUUCCGAAACCACAUGACUACAACAGGCAUGCGAUUGUUAUGGAGCUUAUAAAUGGCUAUCCCUUGUGCCAGGUCCGUCGCUUAGAAGACCCAGCUUCAUUGUACAGUGAGUUAAUGGAACUCAUUGUCAAACUUGCUAAUCAUGGCUUGAUCCACGGAGACUUCAACGAGUUUAAUCUCAUGUUGGAUGAUGAGGACCAUGUCACCAUGAUUGAUUUCCCACAAAUGGUGUCUACAUCUCAUCCAAAUGCUGAAUGGUAUUUUGACAGAGAUGUGAAAUGUAUACGAGAUUUCUUCCUAAAGCGCUUCAAUUACGAAAGUGAACUUUUUCCAACUUUCCGGGAUAUCCAGAAAGAAUGCUCUCUUGACGUGGAAAUUGCAGCUAGCGGCUAUACAAAAGAAAUGCAGGAGGAUGAUGAUCUCUUACAACCAGAAGGCCCAGAUUAUGAGAAGCAAGAUGCAGACAUUACUGGACCACCAACAGAAGAUUUUCAAUUAGAACCUGAUCUUGGUAGCAAUAAUGACAUGAGCUUAUCUGAAGCCAUGCAUGGCACAACCCUGAGAGAAGCUGCACCCACUUCUGAACCAGAAUUCAGAAAUGACAAAUGUAUAGACUUGUCAGAGUUUCACAGUGCUUUGGCAGAACUGGACGGUCAGACUGGUGAUGGCAAAUGCAAGUCUAAUACAGAAAACCAUGCAACUUCUGCUGCUGAUGAUGAUGACAGGCUUAAAAAGAACAGUUCAGACGAUGAUUUUGAAAGUCAAGACAGUGAUGAUCUAGAUGAAAAUGAAGAUGAAUGUCCGGAUCUUGUAAAUCUCUCUGGAACAAAUAAAGAAUACAGACCCUUCAGGUAA
Staurois parvus is the source of this 1377-nucleotide messenger RNA. NCBI's taxonomy places the organism in Eukaryota, Metazoa, Chordata, Amphibia, Anura, Ranidae. The record is from the annotation of a GenBank genome assembly.